CUGGACGACGAACGACCACGAGUUUUCAUUAUAUUCUCGAUCAUGACGAAACUCAGUGACAUUCGUUCUAUUCUCUUCGUGAGAUUCGCGUUAUUGUUAUUCGUUAGUAUCGUUUCAAUUGACGCGAAAAAGGAAUGCAAUCGCGACAAUUGUCCCGGACCAUUGAAAUAUUAUAAAGAUUUGAAUUGCAAGGCAAUUUACGAGAACGAAGGAGAUUGCUGUGCCAUUCGUUAUGACUGUGAUCAUUUAAAAUCGAGAUCUAAGGACAAGUGUUAUGUUAACGGACACGAAUAUUCGAUCGGUGAACAACUGAAGGAAGAGGAUGCAAAUCCUUGUGACAUUGGUUGUGUUUGUCGUAAAGGAGUAGACGAUAUAGCAUCUUUCGUAUGUGCAGUAGUCGAUUGUUUCCAUGGUCCGCUAAAUCCAAAUUGUUAUUUCAAAAAUUCACCGGACAAAUGUUGUCCCGGACCGGAAGUUUGUCCUGAUAAUAUGAAAGACAGAGCGACCUGUGAGGUCAACGGUAAAUUGUAUUACGACGGUGAUUACUUCACCGUUGAAUCUGAUCCCGAUUUAAAUUGUAAUUGUUUACCCGGUUACGAAGGUAAAAACGUUGAACCGUUUUGCAAGAAACCAAAUCAUCCAUACUGUAGUCCAGACUUUCGUAACGCUUAUGAGAUUUAUAAUAAUUGUGCACCGGUUUAUUAUAACAAUCAACCUCCUCAAACGAGCUGUAAUCUUUCGUCGAGAUGUCAGAAUGCCAAUGACACUGUCAUUCAUAAUCACGAGGAAGGAAAACAUGCAGGAGUAAACGAGGAUGAUAAUAUGACGUGUAAAUUUGGCAAUUUGAUAAUGCAUUUAGGCGACGAAUUGAGCCAAACUGAUAAUUCAUUCACAUGUAUGAAAUGUUUAUGCGAGGUACCACCAAUACCAACGUGUCAACAUCUUCCAUCCGAAAAAUGUAAAUAACGAGGAAACGUUUUACUUGAUAUAAUUAUACGAUGAAAAUAUGUAUAAUCAA
Molecule: messenger RNA, 1018 nt
Organism: Vespa crabro (European hornet)
Lineage: Eukaryota; Metazoa; Arthropoda; Insecta; Hymenoptera; Vespidae
Exons: 1
Coding region: 43-966 (307 amino acids)
Source: RefSeq, a predicted model, not a curated record